UUUUAUAAAUCAAUACAAACUGAUAAGUGCCUUCGUAAUGUCUGUAAUCUGAUGAUGUGUCAUAUGAUGUUAGUGCAUUAGCGGGAAUAUUAACAUCAGCGCCCAAAACAAACGGAAUAUGGCGCUCAUCAUCAGGUCCAAAUACAUAAGAUCAACACUUCAGGAAAAACCGACGAAUUAUUCUUCACUUUUACGUUGAAAAACAAACUCCACCUCUAUUGAGGUAACGUUAGUUUACAUGAAAUUGUAAGCAGUGACAUGCUAUCAUUUUUUUUUCUUACUGUAUAUAAUUACAGGUAUAACAAAUACAUGAUGAAAUGAAAGAGAAAGUGAUUAAAAACAGUUUAACUUCCCUUAUACAUGUCUUUUAACUAAGUUCAUGGACAUUUGUCAUCUACCAGUUGCAUUAACUAACGUACCAGUUGUCAUAUUACUGGUCAGAUACAGCUGAAGUUUUAUAAAGCAAAUCCAGAGACAUCCACAAAGUAUGAAUGAUUUGAUUUUUCGUCUCAAGGUAAGACUGAUACAGGUGACACACGUCUCCGGAUUCGCCGGGAGAUCUUCCAACCGGAGCCAUUUAUCCAUUCAGUAAUGUAGUAUCAAUAUAAGGAGAACAAAGUCUCCUUACUUAACAUCUUUUUAACAGGUGAACAGCAACUGGGCCUACAAGAGCUGCUUUUUUUUGAGGUCCUAUAAUUGUUCGACCACUUGGGACUUUGGGACAUGUCUUACAAUCAUCCAUACCAAAACCCAGCUGAUGGUUACGGCGCAAGCAAUGACAAGUACAAAGACUCGCAACGAAUUUAUCACCGGGAGUCAACGGCUUACAGGUCGCAGAUACGGGGCGCGUCUCCAGAGCGGAUGUCUCCGUCCUCAUCAGAACCUGUCCUCUCGUCUGCCAAGGCUUUGUCUUUUCUGCAUAGCUGUGGACUGGAUGCUGAAGACCUCCAAACGCUGGCCGAGCUUCCCGAGCAUCUCAUCGCAGCCGAUACCCUUCCUGACCUUCUCGCGCAGAUCAAAAAGAAGAAAGCAUCCGGCACUUCUUCGUCUAGGUCCGGUGCGCUCCGAGACAGUUCGUCGUCUCGCUCCUGGGACGACACGAGCCACGCUCAGCUGGUUGAGUAUCCGUUGGAUUUGCCGGAACGUCAGUCAUACUCCAUUCCUCGAGAGCAGCUUCCAACCUGGGACGACCGCUGGGAAAACGUCCAACAGUCAAGCUCUCCAUCAUGCACGUACACCAGUUCGGAGUCGAACUACGUGGUUGAGUACAACCACCUGAAAGACAAAGAGUCUUAUUUUGAUAAAGCGUCUUAUGCCACGGAACCAUCGAGGCAGAAAACAUCCGUCGUCCCGCAGUCUUACUCCAGCUACAGCAGAGACGCUAUUCAAUCCUCACAUUUGUCCAGCAGAGACGGCAGUCAUUCCUCACGUCUGUCCAGUAGAGACGUUAGUCAAUCCUCACAUCUGUCCAGUAGAGAUGCAAGUCAGUCCUCACAUCUGUCCAGUAGAGACAUUGGACAAUCCUCACAUCUGUCCAGUAGAGACAUUGGACAAUCCUCACAUCUGUCCAGUAGAGACAUUGGUCAAUCCUCAUAUCUGUCCAGUAGAGACAUUGGACAAUCCUCACAUCUGUCCAGUAGAGACAUUGGCCAAUCCUCACAUCUGUCCAGUAGAGACAUUGGCCAAUCCUCACAUCUGUCCAGUAGAGACAUUGGACAAUCCUCACAUCUGUCCAGUAGAGACAUUGGUCAAUCCUCACAUCUGUCCAGUAGAGACAUUGGUCAAUCCUCACAUCUGUCCAGUAGAGACAUUGGUCAAUCCUCACAUCUGUCCAGUAGAGAUGCAAGUCAAUCCUCACAUCUGUCCAGUAGAGACAUUGGUCAAUCCUCACAUCUGUCCAGUAGAGAUGCAAGUCAAUCCUCCCACCGCUCUAGCAGAGAUGUCAGUCAGUCCUCUUAUCUGUCCAGUAAAGACGUCAGUCAGUCCUCGCAUCGCUCUAGCAGAGAUGCCAGUCACUCCUCACAUCUGUCCGGUAGAGACACUGGCCAGUCCUCACAUCUGUCAAGCAGAGAUGUUGGUCUGCCGUCACUCCUGUCCAGCAGAGACGCCGGUCCACCCUCGCACCUGUCCAACCGAGGCAUCGCUCCACCUUCUCUCCAGUCCAGCAGAGACGUCGGUCUGCCCUCGCUCCUGUCCAUCAGAGACCUUGCUCCACCCUCGCACCUGUCCAGCAGAGACGUUCGUCAAUCGUCACACCACCAGAGGACAGAAUCGGCUCCUAGAGUGCCUACCAGGAAGGAGGCGUCAGAUUUCCACGGGAAAACUCCUCCAGUGUUUCCCUACGCAUGCGUGCUCUGCGAAAUCACUGUCCUCUCCAACAAGGACUGGUCUGUGCACGUAAAAGGAGCCCAACAUGCUCAUAGUCAACUUAGUCUUGUGGAAAAAUAUCCAGCGUGGGACCAGACAAUCCAGUCUGCUCGAAGAAAUGAGCCCCAUUCUGAUCGACUCGUGUCUAGGACAACACAGGAACGAGGGGGAACCUCAAGCAGUAGAAAUGGAUCGUUAGGCAGCAGAAGUGGAGCGUCGCGCAGCAGAAGUGCAUCAUCAAGCAGUCAAAACCACAGUAAUACUGAAUCGAAGUGCAAAGUGGUGUGUGUCAAGUUUGAAGUGGAUGAAGUAGACGAAGCUUACCUGAAAAAAUUGCUUUGUCAGUUUGGGGCUAUUGUCAAAAUCAUUAUGUUACCUAGAAUGGCUUUUGUGAAUAUGGGAACAGCAGGCCAGGCAGAGGAUAUAGUAAAAUAUUUCUACCAAAACCCUUUGAGGAUCAAAGGAGAACUGAUCGUAUUUACUCUGUCUGCAGCAGUCAGUUUCCUACAGACAUCUCGUGUAGUGAGCUUUUCACCACUACCUUCUGGAGAUGGCAUACGCUCGGAGUUGACGGCCAUUGCUAAGCGUUUCGGAUCAGUAAAAAAUUCACUGUUUCUCCCGAGCCGGGGUUAUGUGGAGAUGGGCAGCAUGGAAGAGGCCAACAAAUUGGUGGAGCAUUAUUCAACCAGUUCACUCAAAAUAAAAGGAAAAACCAUUAACGUUUGCUCCUCAACCGAGUACCAGACACUUGGUAUGAAGGAUGCUGACAAAGAAAGAUCACCAGUACCUUAUAGCAGCAGGAGAAGGCGGAGGAGUUGCAGCCCAAGAAGGAGAACCCACAGAGACUCUCCCAGCCCCAAACGAAGAGCUUCUGAAGAGAGGUCCAGGUCUCGCAGGAGUCAAGACUCUAAGAAACGAGAAGAAAGUGGACGCUCGCGGGAGAGAACCAAAGAGAGCUCCAAACGGGACAGCUCAUACAAAUCCCGUUCUAAAAGAAGCUCUCCUUCUAAAGACCAGAAACAAGAAACAAAAACAGAAGAGAGUGUGGAGGAGACGGUUGAAGACGACAACGAUCAGUCUGACAUCAUGGCUGAUGAUAGUGAUCUUGAAGGAGUGGCAGUUAUCGCAGAUGAUGGUGAGGCACUGAAUUCAGAAGAUGAGCUCACAGUAGAUGAAGAGAUAGAUGAUGAGGUGCAUGAUACCUCAGAUGAACAGGAACAGGAUGCAUCUGAAGAUGUCCAAGCUCUGAACGAGUCAGAUGAUCAGACUAAACCUUCAGACAUGGACACAUCGAGCAUACAGCCAGAGAUGUCAGAGCAUGUACCAGCUACUACAACUACAACAGAUGGAUCAAGCGAUUGUAAGGAAGCCAAAGAGCUUCAACAAGGAGAACAAAAAGAGCUUCAAGAAGAGCCAAAAGAGCUUCAGCAAGUAGAGCAAGAAGAGCCAAAAGAGCUUCAAGAAGGAGAACAAAAAGGGCUUCAAGAAGAGCCAAACGAGCUUCAAGAAGAGCCAAAAGAGCUUCAAGAAGAGCCAAACGAGCUUCAAGAAGAGCCAAAAGAGCUUCAAGAAGAGCCAAAAGAGCUUCAAGAAGGAGAACAAAAAGGGCUUCAAGAAGAGCCAAACGAGCUUCAAGAAGAGCCAAAAGAGCUUCAAGAAGAGCCAAACGAGCUUCAAGAAGAGCCAAAAGAGCUUCAAGAAGAGCCAAACGAGCUUCAAGAAGAGCCAAACGAGCUUCAAGAAGAGCCAAACGAGCUUCAAGAAAAGCAAAAAGAGCUUCAACAAGGAGAGCAAAAAGAGCUUGAGAAUAAGCAAAAAGUACUUCAAGAAGACCAAAAAGAGCUUCAAGAAGUCGAGAAAAAAGAGCUUCAGCAAAAAGAGCUUAAACAAGAAGAGCAAAAAGAGCUUCAACACGGAGAACAAAACAAGCUUCAACAAGGGGAGCAGAAAGACGAUACGGUGAAGAUGAAGGAGGAGGCAGCAGAUUUCUCAGAAAAUCUAGACAAGGAGGGAGUGUUGACAGAACAAGGGGAUGAAAAGGAGAUCUCGACUUCAAGCACUGAGGAAAAGUUUGGCAAAGUUCUUGAGGUGGCAGGUUUUCCGGUAGCUAAAAAAUACAGUGAAGCAGAUUUGCUGAAAAUCGGGAAAAAAUAUGGAGAUGUGGCAGGCUGCUGUCUGGUUCGCAGCAAUCGAAAGGUGGAGAUGGCAUUAAUUGAGAUGGUGAAUGCUGCCGAUGCUGCAAAACUUGAAGCUGAGUGUAAAAGGCAACACAUUAAACUAGGCGGCAGAAACUUAAGGAUAACAGUGUCAAAGAAAUACAGCCAAUUAAACGAGGGGCAAAGUAUUGACGCAGACUCUGAGAAAGAGAAAGUUAAGGAAGAUAUUGAAGAGGACAGUAAGGAGCCCUCAAGCACACUGGCUUCCAGUGAGGAGAGUACAGUACUGAUGGCUGAGAUGGAGAUCUCUGAAGAAGAUGCCGAGGCUCAGGAAGCAAACGAAACCAACAUGGACACAAUCAUGCAAACAUCUAGUGAUGAGGAGGAAACGUAUGGAAGAGUUCUCCGGAUCAGAAACCUUCCCAUGCCUGAUGAGUACACUGAUGCAGAUUUCCUGAGCAUUGUAGAACCGUAUGGAAAAGUAAUACGCCAUUGGAUGUUUCGCCUCCAUCAAACGGGACUGAUUGAAAUGGAAAAGGCCUCUGAUGCUGAAAAGGUUGUAGCUGCGGCCAACAUGAAUAAAAUUACAGUUGCUGGAAAAAAUCCCAAGAUUUCAGUGUCUACCAAACAUGCUCAUUUAAAUAAAAGGUACUUUCUACAUGGACCAAGUGAUGGUUCUUUACAAGCAUCUACUGAGUUCGAGGAGGAAAAUGAUGAAUCCAAGACUAUUUCUGAGCAGCCGUCUAUCCAAACAUCAGCGAAUGUCAAGGAGUCCUCGAAUGAUGUCAACUCAAAGGCAGAUGAGAUGCAAGAUUCUGCAGCUGAUGAAGGAAAUUCAGACGUUGUGACAGAGAUGCAAACACCUGUGAUGGAUCCAGUGGGGACAGAGUUUGUUCGGCCCGUGGUGGGUUACUUCUGCAGCUUGUGUAAUGCCAUCUAUGCCAGUGAGGAAGAGGCCAAAGACGAACACUGCAGAACCCCAAUGCAUCAUCAGAAGCUGAAGGAGCACAAGGAGCGAAACAGUUGAACAUAAACCAUGACACGGAACAGAAAUCGCAUGACCAUAGCAUACUGUAGCUAAUUCAGAUCAUAAUAUGUGUUAAACGAUUAAGUGAUUCAGUAGUAAUGCAGGAAUUUAAAUUUUAUUUAGCUUUUUUUAUUAUUAUUAUAGCCUGUGUUUGCUGUGUUUGUCUUUCUGUUUCAGCAAUGGUUUUAUCUGGUAAUCAACAAAAAAAAAUUUUUUUUUUUUUUUCAAAAAGCAUGUACUUUCCUACAGUGUACUGGAUUUAAUUAAUAAGUUAAAUGGAAUGCAGUAAAAGCGUUUCUGCUCAAAUAAAGACGUGUACAGUUAUCCACUAAA
This is a messenger RNA of Cyprinus carpio (common carp), 5883 nucleotides long. RefSeq lists its product as uncharacterized. Gene Ontology annotation, molecular function: RNA binding; zinc ion binding. The coding region runs from base 724 to 5550 and encodes 1608 amino acids. Lineage: Eukaryota; Metazoa; Chordata; Actinopteri; Cypriniformes; Cyprinidae. The transcript is spliced from 21 exons. The record is from RefSeq and is a predicted model, not a curated record.